Molecule: messenger RNA, 3526 nt
Organism: Marchantia polymorpha subsp. ruderalis
Lineage: Eukaryota; Viridiplantae; Streptophyta; Marchantiopsida; Marchantiales; Marchantiaceae
Source: the annotation of a GenBank genome assembly
GAACCACGUCGAGAGAGAGCGCGACGCCGCGGGCGAAAGGCGAAAGGAUGGACGAUGGCCCGCUUAUCUAUCCCGACUCGCGCGUCGUCGUCGUCGUCGUCGUCGUUGGCGUCGUUGUCGUUGUCGUCGUCGGCCCUCAGGGACUGUACAAAUUGCGCCAUCCUCCGUCGUCGCUGGCGUGCCAUGCCUGGGAAAACUGCCUCGCUUGAUUCCCGUGCCGAAUCUCGACGCUGAACGUCUUUCCCUCGCGUCUCGUCUUCGUCGUCCUGAGCGUCUCUGGCGGGCAGGCCUCUGGCUCUCGAGGCUGAAGGCAGAGCAUGGAAGCGAGUGGUUAGGACUCAGACUUCUUCACGCGACGACGAGUCGAAGCAUUCGUGCCGAGCGAGCCUGCAGUUCGGAGCCUGUGCUUUCGAUUUCGGACGCCGUGCUGAUUUUAUCCGCUGGCGAUUUUUAGUUUGAAAAAUCCGAGGGAGGUGCCUCGAGAACUCGGCAGCGAGGGGAGAUGGCGGGUGCUGCGCGUACUUUCCACGCGUGCUCGAUUGCUUUCAACCCGGUGAAAGCCCAAAUUGGUCGGGAAGAAUGUAAUAUGAAGCUUUUGCGGGUAUCAGAACUUCCAGAUGGUAGCUUACACUUUGCAUUUGGAGUUGCUCAAGAGGGAUCGUCUUCUGGAAGUAUACCUGAUGCCAAUAUGGAUGCUCAACCUAUGGUGGCUGGAAGCCAACCUCCCGCACGUUUGCCCUCAGCAUUCCAAAAGAAGUCUCCCAUCUCUUUAUCAGUGAGGAGAGGAGAAUUGCCUAUAAGGACGAAGGAAGAUCCGCGUAUGGAACCUGAAUUUCCGAAAGCAGUUCCCGUCGAAGAGGUUCCUUCGGAUGACCUAAAGAAGAAUGACGCUCAUGUUACUGACGCAGGCGAGGAAACUACGUCACGUGUAUCACAAGAGGCAGUGAGUAGCCCCCGGCAGCCAAGUCGACAGAGUCAGAAGCCCUUGAGGAUGAAAUCAACUUUUGUAAAGCAGUCUCCAGUCCCCGCUAGCAUCGGAGCCACACAUACUACCCUGAACGUCUCUUCGGAGUCGAGUGUCGCAAAGGAUGGAACAAAGAGGACAACAAGCGAGAUAAAUGUACAGAUCUCAACCUUGGAAACAUCUGAAUCCACUAGAGGCGAUAGGGCCGUUCGCAAUGGUGUCGAGGUACAGGUCGAUAUUUCUACGCAUUCUGAAAAUGUCACUCCUGAGACUGUAAGGGAACAUGUGGCGGAUGAGUCUCAAACCUCAGCUAAGGCCUCUCCAAAUGAUGUGCUUGCAGGUAGUGAAACUACCAGUGCAACCAUUGCUCGGGACGUAGAGGAAUUUGCACCACUAAACAUCCAGGGAUUGUCGGUGUUGACGGGUUUAGAAAGCCUGCCUGAGCAGCGUGAAGAGACUGGCAUGGGAUUUAAUGCGGAGGUUAUCGAAAAUAUCAACGCUUCUAAGGUAGCAGAAUUGGAAAGCAUGGAAGACGUGGAGGAGUCUCAAACCUCAGCUAAGGACUCUCCAAAGGAUGAUGUUGAGGGUAGUGAAACUACUAGCGCAACUAUUGCUCGGGACGUAGAGGAAGUUGCAGCUCUAAUCGUCGAGGGACUGCCGGUGUUGACGGGUACAGAAAGCUUGCUUGAGCAGCGUGAAGAGACUGGUAUGGAAUCUAAGGCGGAAUUUAUCGAAGAUAUCAACGUAUCUAAGACAGGAGAAUCGGAAAGCAUGGCAGACUUGGAGGAGGAGUCUCAAACCUCAGCUAAGGACUCUCCAAAUGAUGUGGUUGAAGGUAGUGAAACUACUAGCGCGACUAUUGCUCGGGACGUAGAGAAAGUUGCAGCUCUAAUCGUCGAGGGACUGCCGGUGGUGACGGGUACAGAAAGCUUGCCUGAGCAGAGUGAAGAGACUGGUAUGGGAUCUAAGGCGGAAAUUAUCGAAGAUAUCAACGCUUCUGAGGUAGCAGAAUCGGAAAUCACAGCAGACGUGGAGGAGGAGUCUCAAACCUCAUCUGAGUACUCUCCAAAUGAUGUGGUUGAAGGUAGCGAAACUACAAGCGCGACCAUUGCUGGGGACGUAGAGGAAGUUGCAGCUCUAGAGGUCGAGGGACUGCCGGUGUUGAUGGGUUUAGAAAGCUUGCAUGAGCAGCGUGGAGAGACUGAUAUGGGAUCUAAGGCGGAUAGUAUCGAAGAUAUCAACGCUUCUGAGGUAGCAGAAUCAGAAAUCACAGCAGACGUGGAGGAGGAGUCUCAAACCUCAGCUAAGGACUCUCCAAAUGAUGAUGUUGAAGGUAGUGAAACUACUAGCGCAACUAUUGCUCGGGACGUAGAGGAAGUUGCAGCUCUAAUCGUCGAGGGACUGCCGGUGGUGACGGGUACGGAAAGCUUGCCUGAGCAGAGUGAAGAGACUGGUAUGGUAUCUAAGGCGGAAAUUAUCGAAGAUAUCAACGCUUCUGAGGUAGCAGAAUCGGAAAUCACAGCAGACGUGGAGGAGGAGUCUCAAACCUCAUCUGAGGACUCUCCAAAUGAUGUGGUUGAAGGUAGCGAAACUACAAGCGCAAUCAUUGCUGGGGACGUAGAGGAAGAUGAAGCUCUAGAGGUCGAGGGACUGCAGGUGUUGACGGGUACAGAAAGCUUGCCUGAGCAGCGUGGAGAGACUGAUAUGGGAUCGAAGGCGGACAUUAUCGAAAGUAUCAACGCUUCUGAGGUAGCAGAAUCGAAAAGCAUGGCAGACGUGGAGGAGGAGUCUCAAACCUCAGCUAAGGACUCUCCGAAGGAUGUGGUUGAAGGUAGGGAAACUAACAGCGCAACCAUUGCUCGGGACGUAGAGGAAUUCGCAGUUCCAAACAUCAAGGGAUUGUCGGUGUUGACGGUUUCAGAAAGCUUGCCUGAGAAGCGUGGAAAGACUGGUCUGGGAUCUAAGGCGGAUAGUGCCGAAAAUCUCAAUGCCUAUAAGCUAGCAGAAUUGAAAAGCAUGGCAAAGAGUAGAGGUUUGAGAGGGUAUUCGAAAUUAAAAAAGGGGGACUUGAUUGAGCUUCUAAGUAAACUAGACUAGAGCAGAGAGACAUGCGCCAACUUUGUUCUAUGAGAUGUUAGUUCUAUUCCCCUUCUCUCAAAUUGCCGAGCGGUAGAAAUGGUCGGAUCUAGCUCAAAUAACUACAUCCGAUAGACGCCGAGCAGGCUUGCGUGUACCCUUCCAGCUAGAGUUUUCCCCUAUCUCCUUGUCCGUUAUUCUCAGGUGGACACACAAGUGUCUUGGGUCCUGAAUGGUAGACAAUUGUGGAGUGAAAAUCCCUGUAUUUAGAUCUCCUAUUAGCAUUCAUUCCUAGCACGUGAGAUAGGGUCCGCAUGAUGCUAAGUAUCGGCAACAAUUUUGUGGAAAUUUAGACGGGCGCUCUUCACGUGUUCUUACAGGGGUCAGUGUAAGUGAAGGAGACGAAGGUCAUCCGCUUUUGGAACAUGUUUCCUUUAUGAAUUUUGUAACGUAAUUGAAAUCAAGUUCAUUCCAAAAUGCCGAUCC